This is a messenger RNA of Chrysemys picta bellii (western painted turtle), 5676 nucleotides long. RefSeq names its product G protein-coupled receptor 179 (gene GPR179). NCBI's taxonomy places the organism in Eukaryota, Metazoa, Chordata, Testudines, Emydidae. Gene Ontology annotation, biological process: G protein-coupled receptor signaling pathway. Gene Ontology annotation, molecular function: G protein-coupled receptor activity. The record is from RefSeq and is a predicted model, not a curated record. Gene Ontology annotation, cellular component: membrane.
UCCAGGCGUGGACGAGCGACCGGGGCGGGGUGGCGGAGAGGGCAGCGCCGACAGAUGUACAGAUUUUGGAGCCGGUGACGUCCGUUCCGUCGCCAGCAAAGGGGAGGGGGAAGGGGGACCAAAAAAAAAAAAAAGAAGCGAUUGAGAGAGAGUCCUGCCUAUUUCAGGAGCUGCAGAGGGCACUUGGGCCGGCAUAAAUGCACGCCGGCGCUGCUUCUCUUAGCAAUGAGCCCGUCACCGCUUUGUUCCGCUUCCUCCGCCGCCUAAGGGUCCCCGGCUCUCCCGAUGCUUGUCCCCGGGGGGGGAGCUUCUUCCCCCGCCGGCUUCUGCUGCCACCGCUGCUGAGAUGAGCCCUGCCGGCUGCAGGGCGGCGGGAUCUUGGCAAUUUUGAUCCUUCACCCAGCCAUGGGGGUCUGGCUGUGGCCUCUGCUCUGGGGCUUCCAGAUGGAGCUUGUGUGGGGCGCGGGGAUCUUCCAGCCCCAGAGGUCACCUCCCCCCAAGGCCAGGACGCCCAAGGCGAAGGAAUGGACCCUGUCGUCGUCCUCUUCCUCAGCUUCCACUUGGGUGCCCACCCCCGACCUGGAGAAGAUGGACCUGGAAGGUGCUGCGGCAGCCUUGACUUUCCUGUACUCGGGGGAUGCGCUGAGGCUCUCCCAAGCCAACUGCAGCCGCCGCUUCGAGGUGCGGGACGGGGGCAGGGCCUCCAGUCCCCCGCCGGGCCUGCGCUCCGCCCUGCGGGGGGCCACCGAGACCCUGACCCACGCCACCAACUUCCUCAACAUGAUCUUCCAGACCAAUGACAUCAGGGAGUCGAGCGUCAAGGAGGACGUGGAGUGGUACCACGCCUUGGUCCGGAGCGUCGUCGAAGGGGAUCCCCAGGUCUACCGGGCCGUGUUGACCUUCGACGCCCACCCGGCGUCUUCCAAACCCCAGCUGAUGCUCCAGGCCACCAAGGAGAACAACGAGAUCCUCCUGCAGGACCUGUCGGCCUCCUCCGACAGCCUGCGGAACCUGAGCUGGGAAAACCAGUGGUUCAACAGCCUGCAGGCCCAGCAGCGGGGCCUCUUCCUGCACAAGCGGGUCCUCUGCAACGACCUCCAGAGCCUGGACACCCCCAAGUGGAACCGGGGCGACAGCUACGUGAUGGACGCCAGCCACGUCAAGUGGUCGCCGCCCUUCCUGGAGUGCCAGGACAGCCAGUUCCUGCCCAGCUGGAUGGUGACCCUGUCCUCCUCCUUCUACGGGCUGAAGCCGGACCUGACCCCCGAGUUCAAGGGCGUGGUGAGGAUGGACGUCAAGCUGCAGAACGUGGACAUCAACCAGUGCGCCAGCGGCCCGGGAUGGUUCACCGAGACGCACCAGUGUGAUCUCAACAGUACACAGUGUGUCCCGCAGGAAAGCCGCGGCUUCGUCCUCGGAAGAUACCUCUGCCUGUGCAAGCCGGGCUUCUACGGCACAAGCAGGGCCUCCGGAGCUGGCCGGUCCGGCCCACAGGAAAGCUCAUCCCAGUACGCAGGACAGUACGGAGCCGUGGACUCUGGGACCUUGCUCGAGUGCCGGCCCUGCAAGGAAGGAUGCGUGACGUGCGUGGACGACACCCCGUGUUUGAUCCAGGAGGAUUGGUCCCUGCGGGCUGCCGUCCUCUCUUUCCAGGCCUUCUGCAUGCUGGCCGUCUUUCUCAGCAUGCUGGUCUCCUACCACUUUCGAAUGAGCAAGAGGAUCCGGGCAUCAGGAGUUAUCCUGCUGGAGACCAUCCUCUUUGGAUCUCUGCUUCUCUACUUCCCUGUGUUUAUCCUGUACUUCAAGCCGAGCAUUUUCCGCUGCAUCGUCCUGCGCUGGGUGCGCAUGCUUGGGUUUGCCAUCGUCUACGGGACCAUCACCCUCAAGCUCUACCGGGUCCUGAAGGUGUUUCUCUCCCGCUCGGCCCAGCGAAUGCCCUACAUGACCAGCGGGCGGGUGCUGAAGAUGCUUGGGCUGAUCCUGCUCUUGGUGCUCUGGUUCCUGGCCGCCUGGACGGUGGGGAUGUUGGAGAACAUCGAGAAGAACAUCCCGCUGGUGAUCCGCUCCCAGACCGCCCAGGGGCUCCAGUUCUACAUCUGCGACCACGACCGGUGGGACUACAUGAUGGUUGUGGCCGAGAUGCUCUUCUUAUUCUGGGGCAGCUUCUUGUGCUACGCCACCCGGAUGGUGCCCUCCGCCUUCCACGAACCUCGCUACAUGGGCAUCGCCCUGCACAACGAGAUGAUCAUCUCUGCAGCCUUCCACGUUGUCAGGUUCGUGAUGGUUCCCUCGCUGCACCCCGACUGGACGCUUCUGCUGUUCUUUAUUCACACGCACGUCACCAUCACCAUGACGCUGGCGCUGCUCUUCAUCCCCAAGUUCUUGCACGCCAAAUCGCCCCUGCGGGAGGAGAUCGCGGCGGAGGUCUACGAGGACGAGCUGGACAUGCGGCGCUCGGGCUCCUACCUGAACAACAGCAUCACGUCGGCAUGGAGCGAGCACAGUCUUGACCCCGAUGACAUUCGGGAUGAAUUAAAAAAGCUUUACACGCAGCUGGAGGUCCACAAAACCAAGAGGAUGACGGCCAACAACCCUCACCUUCAGAAAAAGAGGAGCUCCAAGAAGGGCCUGGGCCGCUCCAUUAUGAGGCGCAUCACCGAGAUACCAGAGUCCGUGUCUCGGCAGUGCAGCAGAGAGGACAAGGAGAGCUCUGGUGGAAGUGGCGGUGGGAGUCGCUCCGGCUCCUACAAAAGAAGGCUUCUGGACUCCGGCAGCUCCAGCGUGAAGGUGAAAGAUGACUCCUCCAAGCACAAAGCCUUCUCUCUGAGGAAGUCCCACAGCACCUACGACCAUGUGCGGGACCCCAAGGAGGGCUCCUCGCCCUCCAGGCACGACAGCGUCUGCAAGGAACCCCCGCUGCUAGACACCUUGAUGAGGAAAAAGCUGGCCAAGAAAGCCUCCGAGAGAACCAACAGUGAUUCCCUGGACUCAGCCCCCCUUGUCUACAAGUCUGCCAGUGCCCACAACCUGUUGGCGGACAAGAAACCCCUUCACCCCAAGCCCUCCCCCUUGCAGAAAUCCCUCAGCGUCCUCACGAGCGCCAGAGAGAAGGCCCUGCUGUUGACCAGCCGGGCAUAUUUGGAAGACGGCUGCGAACCAGCUGGAGAAAAGGAGGGGAAGGAGGAAGCUUCCACUCCUGAAACGCAAUCCUCGGGGCAGGGAGAUAUUGGGGGGGCCGCUGAGCAGGCCCCGGAGGCAGGGAAGCAGCCGCAGAGCAAUGCUGUAGCCAAAGGGACUGAGAGCUCCCUCCUGCAAGACAGCUUUGACCGGGCCGCAGUUUGCCCCUGGGAGGGGGAAGUGAGCCCGCCAGAGAGCAAGACGCAGAAACACGUCACGUAUGCCCCGAUAAAAAGCAUUAGCGUCGACAGCUCUCACCUGUUGGGUAGGGCGCCCCCUGCUGGCAAGAGAAAACCACCGCAACCACCCAUCAGGUACCAAAGCUUGGCUCACAGCCUCGAAAGGAGCGAGGUUGCCCCCUGGGACUCUCAGGAGCACACGCGGCCUGCCGCAGAUGCUCCCGGCCAGGGCUCCAAAGAUACCGGGGCGCUGAUCUACAGCUGUCCAUGGGAGGUGGAGGAGCUUUCGGGAAAGACCGAGAAGGCAGAGCGGGGAGAAGAUAACGGGCAACCUCCGUCCACGCCUGGGAACGGCAGGCUGCCGUUUGUACCGUCCUUUGCGGCGGAAAUAUGCCCGUGGGAACUGGCGGAGGAGGAGGUUUGCAAUCAGAGUCAGCAGGACAAGCCGAGCGAGCCAGGAGGCGCUGAGAAACCAAACAGCUCUCUGGCCAAAGCCCAAAGCCUUAAAAUCCCCCCCCAGAAAAGCUCCUUCAAGAGCUUAGGGUUAGCCAUAAAAGCGUUUAACCGGGCAAGGGAGAAGAGCAGCAUUAAAAGAAGACAGGAGGACGAGGGGAACCAGAGGGAGAAAGAGAAAGAGAAAGAGGCUGGCAGUCGAUGCGAUAAGCCCAAACUGGCUGAAACCUCAACGCUAUCCCUCGGCGGGACGGCAAGGCAAGAGGCCACAGCCAGAAGUCCUGAGGAAAGCAGGCAGAAGAUCAGUAAACAAGCCACCAUCUGCCCCUGGGACGAGGAGACUACAACCCCACCCCAGCAAAACAACGGCGCCAGCAAAAUGUUUGAAAUAUGCCCCUGGGAGGGGAGCGUGGAAGAAGCAGAUGGGCCCCAAGAUGGGUCGGCGCCAGCCAAAGCAAGCAGCAGCGCAGAAAGGGGGAGUUCAAAAGACACAGGAGGCAUCGUACGUAGGAAGCUGGAGAGGGUGAGGAGCCAAUGGGAAUCCACGUGUCCCUGGGAGACCAGAGAUUCUGGCGGAGCCGUACAACCCCUGAGCAGGGAUGAGGCUAAAACGCCCCGUCACUCCAAGCUGGACAGCAAGAAUCCCGAGGCAUGCCCCUGGGAAACCGCAGAGGUGACAACCAGCGUCAAAGAUGAAAUCUGCCCCGUGGACGCGACUGAAGCUCCACCAGUGAAACAGGAUAAAGAGAGAGCUCCCAAAGGGGACAGGAGCAUCCCGCUGAAAGCAGAGGCAGGUCCAGGCAAAACACUGGAGAAGGGAGGCAGCCAGCGAGAGGCCAUCUGCCCCUGGGAGAGCUUGGACAUGGAGGAACUGUCAGCGAAAGCGGACACAAAACACACUGAUCUGCCUAAAGGGGCUUCAAAGAAAUCGGACAGCGUCGAGAGCAGAAAAGCAGAGGUUUGUCCCUGGGAAACGGAGGAGGACGAAGCCAGUGUUAACGCUGAAACCUACCCCUGGGAGGUGGCUGAAACUCCAUCAGAGAAAGGAACAAUAAAACCGGGAGAUAAACUGGGUCUUUCCAAAGGGGACAAGAGCACUACACUGAAAGCAGCAGCAGGUCCAUGUAAAACAGUGCACAAGGUGAGCAGCCAGCGAGAGUCCAUCUGCCCCUGGGAGAGCUUGGAUGUGCAGGAAUCGUCAGCAAAACCGGACACAAAACGCACUGAUCUGCCUAAAGAGGCUUCAAAGAAAUGUGACAGCGUCGAGAGCAGAAAAGCAGAGGUUUGUCCCUGGGAAACAGAGGAGGACGAAGCCAGUGUUAACGCUGAAACCUACCCCUGGGAGGUGGCUGAUGCGCCAUCAGAGAAAGGAACUUUAUUAAGAAAAGUUGGUGUGGCUUCCAAAGAGGAUAAAAGCAUCAGGUCCAAAGCAACAGGUCCAUCUACAACACUGGAGAAGGGGAGCAGCCAGAGAGAAUCCAUCUGCCCCUGGGAGACCAUGGAUGCGAAGGAACCACCAAUAAAACCAACUUCCAAAAGUUUUGAUCUGUCUAAAGUUGCCUCCAAGAAAUCUGACAGUGCUGAUAACAAAAAGGCAGCGGUUUGUCCAUGGGAAAGUGCAGAGGUUGAAGCCAGCAUUCAAACGGAAAUCUGCCCCCGGGAAGCGGCUGAAGCUCCAUCGGAUAAAGGGAAAGUAAAACAGGAUAGCGAUGGAGCUUACAGAGCCGGUUCAAGAAAGACUGGAGAUAUGCCAACUAAGAAGUUAGAAAUGGGGGGGCAGCCAGCGAGAAUCUGUCUGCCCCUGGGAGAGUAUGGACAAGGAGGAACUCUCGGACAAGCCUGCUACAAAAAGCCUAGAUCUGUAUAA